AUGGGCAAGCCAGGCCUAGGGAUAUUCACCGCCCGCCGUAAGUCUCAGGGCAAUGCAUUCGAGGAAGUCGAUAUCGCAACAAGUCCUGAGACUAUAACGGCGCCCUCUGAUUCUGGUGGUUUCCGGGUGCUGAGCAAGACGGAGGUAGAAAAAGCAAAAGAGCAGCGCAAGACACAGGAAAAAGAGAGGUCGUCCAAGUUUCCUCGUUUCAGUGGCUUUAGCAAUGCUGGCAGCAAGAACCGCAACCAGUCCGUAGACGAUGAGUCUCCAGGAUCUUCAAAACGCGACAGCAAGUCCAGCAGUGGGACUCAAUUUUCCAAUUCGAGACCCUACGCCAAUGGCCAGCAUGGCUCGACCUCUACACUUCCUUCUUCCACGGACACCAGCUCCGACGACAACCUCUUCACUAACAUACCUCGACCGACCGUCUCUCAACACAACAGCUCCCCUGCCCCGUCUUCGGUAGGCGCCCUCCGUAAGAACUUGCCCUCACUACCCAAGUCAAGCUCCGGCGUGUCAUCAUACAAGGAUCUGUCAGGGUCAGGGUGGAGCGGCAGAAAUCGGGCUAUGACCACCUCGAGCUACGCGAGCACAGCAGUUCCGCCGAAACUCGAAGGAGACCUGAACUUCGGCGGCUUUGAAGACGACAUGUUUAGCCAUUUAAGCCGCAAGGAAUCUCCCGAAAUACCACGGGAGACUGCGGGACGCUCACUCCUUUCGGAAAAGCGCACGUUCCAGGCAGAACCUAUUAAGAUACCACCACCCUCUGGCAUCGAAGCGCCGUUGAAGAGUUGGGACAGCCGCAACUCAACUGACAACCUAAUGGCUUCUCCAAAGUCGGAUAAUGACUCGCCGCCCCCGCCCCUCCUCCACACAAAUGCCGAUGCUCAAUUCGUACGCAAAUCAUACACAGAUAGAAAGUCGUACCGGGAAAGCUCUCCAGAACAACAACCCAACUCCACCUCUUCGUCGUCUGCCAACUCCUACCAGACCCCCUAUUCCUCUCGAUCGGCCACAGCUACGAGCACCACCACGAAUACAACACCAAAAGCUUCUCUCGCACCGACUGCCUCACCCUACAACGAUGCUGAGGAAGAUGACCUGUUCGCACCUUCGAAGCCUGCCCCCAAUCAAGAAGUUCCAACAGCGAAAAAGCCUGCGGCUCUACCCUCCAACAGCAACGCUACAGCGGCUGCCACUACAGCGGAUGGAAGGCGUGUGAUGUCGCAAGCCGAAUUUAGGGAGUACCAAAAGAGGCAGAUGAAUCAGCCACCGCCAGAGGAAAGCUCUGACGACGAAGACUACGAGGAUGAGGAGGAUGCUAUCAAAAGGCGAGAGGAAGAGGAACUGAUGAGGCGCAAGAACCAGCAAAUGCAUUUUGCCCGGGAGGCCAUGCGACGUUCCACCACAGCUCCUGGGGCUCCUACAGACCCGGGAGCAGAUCAUAUGGGCUUCCCAUCGGAAACGUCGAUGAAGGCCGAAGAGUGGGAAGAUGAGGAUGUACCGUUGGGUAUUCUUGCCCAACACGGCUUUCCAAGUCAGACUCGCAACAGGUUUCCCAGUCAGCCAACAAACUCCAUGCCCUCGUAUAUACCCGAUCGUCCAGCCUCUGCGGGUGCCAUGAGCCAACGCGGCGUUUCCCAAGCGAAUCUGCCGGCCUUUGCGAGACACUUGCCUCAGGAUCCGUACAACUCCUCUUUCAUUGGAGGGGGCUUGGUCCGGCCGACAAACCGCGAGUCGAUGGGGUUCAAUGGUUUUGCGCGGGGUCCUGGAUCAGUCGUAGGCGGGUCAGUUGCUGGUGACAUGGGCAUGAGCCCUGGCAUGAUGUACCAAGAUGCUGGUAUGUCGCAGCCUUCGCUCGUGGACCAGAUUCAGAUGCGAGAUAUGACCAAGCAAAAGUACAUGGGUGGCGCUUCAGCAAAGAAACCCGUGGGUGGACCUUUUACUGGUGUCCUCGGCCAGCAAAUGAACGUGAACGGGCAAGUCCAGAACUCCACACGGAUGUCACAAACGCCCAUGAUGAAUGGCAUGGGCGGCAUGAACGGCAUGAAUCCCAUGAUGAAUCCCAUGAUGAGUGGGCAAAUGCCGAUGCAGGGAAUGGGUAUGGGCAUGGGCAUGGGUCAGAUGGGAUACCCAAUGCAGCAAGGCAACGAGUACAUGCAGCAGAUGCAACAAAUGCAGCAGAUGAUCGCCAUGCAGCAAAUGCAGCUGCAGAUGAUGCAGCAGCAACCCCAACAGCAAGACCCAAGGAUGUCGAUGGCAAUGCCCAACAACGGUUACGCGGCUAGUACUAUGGGCAGCGCAAUGGGCGGCGCAGGCUUCCUAAACGUACCAAAUGGGCAGAAUCGACCAAUGUCAUUCAUGUCGACCAACGGGAACCAACAACAGCAGCGCUCCAUGUCGUUCAUGGGUCCACAUCCAGGGUACACUCCCUCCAUCGCACCAUCCGAGCGUUCUAACAUUGGGCUGUCCGCUAGGUACCGUCCCGUCGUCAACCAGUCCGAUGCCGUCUCCAACGGAACGUCCAUGACGCUACAAGCCUCGGGCGGCGCAAACCAGAACCGGACCAACACCAUCAAGGGCAUUCUCAAGAAGGGUAGCCCAGGACCGCAAAUGAACGCUCCCCAGACAGACGAUGCCGAUGAAGACUGGGGCAAGAUGGCAGCACGCAAGAACAAGUCAAAGGGCAAGGAGAACAACAGCUCAGGCCUUGAAGAUCUCACUCGCGGUCUCGACAUUUAG
Alternaria atra is the source of this 2742-nucleotide messenger RNA. RefSeq lists its product as uncharacterized. The transcript is spliced from 3 exons. The record is from RefSeq and is a predicted model, not a curated record. The coding region runs from base 1 to 2742 and encodes 913 amino acids. Lineage: Eukaryota; Fungi; Ascomycota; Dothideomycetes; Pleosporales; Pleosporaceae.